Molecule: messenger RNA, 1647 nt
Organism: Cuscuta campestris
Lineage: Eukaryota; Viridiplantae; Streptophyta; Magnoliopsida; Solanales; Convolvulaceae
Source: the annotation of a GenBank genome assembly
GUUCAAUCUUCAUCCAUUCAUUCAUACCCUCUCUCUCUCUCUCUCUCUUGAAGAAGAAGAAAAGAGGAAAAAUGGCGUCUUCCAUUUCUCUGGCCAAAUUCUCCCAUCCUCUCGUGCCCCUCAACUCCUCCGCAAGAUCUGCCGACAGGCCCCUCUUCUCCGAUCCCCUUUUUUCCUCCGCCGCCUCUCUUCUCGCCGCCUCUUCCUCCGCCAAGCUUCCCAAGCUCGCCGCCUCCAGAUCCACCCGUCUCCGCGCCGUCUCCAAUGUCGCCAAGGAAACCAACCUCAAUUCCGCCCCUUCCCCCUCCAAUUUGCUGAUUACCAAUCAAGAAGGUUUGGUGUUGUUUGAGGAUAUGGUUCUGGGGAGGGCCUUCGAGGACAUGUGUGCUCAGAUGUACUACUGGGGCAAGAUGUUUGGUUUUGUGCACUUGUACAACGGCCAGGAAGCUGUUUCCACUGGUUUCAUCAAGCUCCUAAAGAAGGAAGACUGCGUGGUGAGCACGUACCGCGAUCAUGUCCAUGCUUUGAGCAAGGGUGUUCCUGCCCGCCAAGUGAUGAGCGAGCUCUUUGGAAAGACCACCGGCUGUUGCAGAGGCCAGGGUGGGUCAAUGCACAUGUUCUCCAAGGAACACAAUGUCCUUGGUGGGUUCGCUUUCAUAGGAGAGGGCAUUCCGGUCGCCACGGGGGCAGCUUUCUCUUCAAAGUAUAGGAGAGAGGUUUACAAGGACGAGAGCUGCGAUCAUGUGACUCUCGCCUUUUUCGGGGACGGGACUUGCAACAAUGGCCAGUUCUAUGAGUGCUUGAACAUGGCUGCGCUGUGGAAACUGCCCAUCGUCUUUGUUGUCGAGAACAAUCUGUGGGCCAUUGGUAUGUCCCACUUGAGGGCUACUUCUGACCCGGAGAUUUGGAAGAAGGGUCCCGCGUUCGGCAUGCCUGGCGUUCACGUAGAUGGAAUGGAUGUGCUGAAGGUGAGGGAGGUGGCUGAGGAGGCCAUCGGCAGAGCUAGGAGGGGCGAAGGUCCUACUCUGGUUGAGUGUGAGACUUACAGGUUCAGGGGACAUUCUUUGGCCGACCCCGAUGAGCUUCGCGACCCAAGUGAGAAGAGCCACUAUGCGACGCGGGAUCCCAUCACGGCGUUGAAGAAGUACUUGUUGGAAAACAGUCUGGCGACGGAGGCAGAGCUGAAAGGGAUCGAGAAGAGGAUAGAGGAGGAGGUGGAAGAGGCCGUGGAGUUUGCGGACAAGAGCCCGGUCCCGGCCCGUACCCAGCUUCUUGAAAACGUGUUUGCCGAUCCCCGCGGGUUCGGGAUCGGACCGGACGGGCGGUACAGAUGUGAGGAUCCCAAGUUCACAGAGGGCACUGCUCAAGUUUGAAUAAUCAAAUGAAUCAAACUCUUCUUGUGGUGCCAUCCAGUUUCAUCAUCAUCAUCAUCCUCUUCCAUCAUUUAUAUAGAUAGAUAGCAGCAUAUUUUGGGUUGUUUUUUUUUUUUAAUUUAUGAAUGAAUGGGUACUCAUAAUAUACCUUCAAAAACAGUGUUUCAUUAUUAUAAUGUCUUUAAAAAUAUUUCCCUAGCUCUAAAGUAUUGCUCCUGUUUAAUUUUUUUUUUCAAAAGAAAAUAAAAGUUUUGAUUAAAGGCUUUGCAUUGUU